This is a messenger RNA of Pestalotiopsis fici W106-1, 219 nucleotides long. RefSeq lists its product as uncharacterized. Lineage: Eukaryota; Fungi; Ascomycota; Sordariomycetes; Amphisphaeriales; Sporocadaceae. The transcript has a single exon. Bases 1 to 219 code for a protein of 72 amino acids. The record is from RefSeq and is a predicted model, not a curated record.
AUGCCGUCUGGUGAUAACAAGAAUGAUCAACGCGACCGAGGAGAGGAUCAGCAAAACGCCAGAGAUUUCUCUGAGCAGUUCUAUGAUGAAGAAGAUCAACAGGCUUCGGAUUCGUAUACCGGCGACGAUGAUGACAACCCGCCUAAACGGGGCGGGAAGAAGGUCAAGGGCUCUCCAAAACCUCCACCUGAAGAGGAGACGACAAACAACCCGCAGUGA